AGAAAGAAAGCGAGAUUGUCAACUCUCCAGGCACAUGAUUUGUCCUGCCUCGGGGUGGUCUCUAUGUCGUGGGAUACGAGACAGCUGGGUGUCAGGGGAUAAUGAGUGCAAUGUCUUCCUAAGAAGAUUACUCAGGUCGUUAGCGCGCUCCACCACUGCCGUGUGCCGCACGGUCAGACAAAAGCACAACUUGCUCCAGUGUCCAGUCAGGAGCAAGGCAAAAUUGGCGCCCACGUUUGCACGAUGUUCUCGAGUCCCGUUCAACUGCCGAGGGCCACAGGGGACGCGUUCCACGAUUCGCACCUCCACCGCAGAGCGGUUUCCUGAAGGGGGCUUUCUUGUUUUGGGGACUGAGCAGGCAUGAGGACUCGACCUGCUGGAAUCGGAAAUGCCAACGCCGACUGGAUGGGCUCGCUGCCCCCCAAACUUUGGGUCGUGCCACUCAAACACCUUGCCGUUCCAGGCUCUCAUGACUCCUUCACCUACUGGGUGGAUGCGCACGCUCCCGUCGGUCCCGAUCAAAAGAUCUACGUCAAGUACCUGGCUACCAUGUUUAGCGUUUUAGCCAAGAAGGUGAUGGUGAAGUGGUCCAUGACGCAGAACCUGACGUUUAAGGAGCAACUGGAUGCAGGUAUCCGCUACUUUGAUCUCAGGGUCUCUUCGAAGCCGGGCCAGCCGGGGCUUGAGAUUUUCUUCAUCCAUGGUCUGUUUGGACACAAGGUGAGAGACGGCCUCAUUGAAAUCAACUCCUUCUUGUGCGGGCACAGGAAAGAGGUUAUCUUCUUGGACUUCAACCACUACUACGCGAUGGGCUCGGCACACCACGAAUACCUCAUCAAAAUGCUGCAGGAAGUGUUUGGCAGUAAGCUGUGUAAGGACUGCGAAGUGGAGACCGUCACUCUGGACUACCUCUGGAAAAACAAAUACCAGGUCAUGGUUUUCUACCAUCAUCCGUCAGCUCGGGGCGUCCCCGUCAUGUGGCCCGGCGACAAGAUCCCCGCGCCGUGGGCAAACACCACCGAACCCAGCAAGCUCAUUCGGUUCCUGGAAAGCACCCUGAAGCAAAGAGCCAAGCAGGGGUCAUUCCAUGUGUCCCAGGCGAUCCUCACGCCCCGGGUCAACACCGUGGCCAGGGGUCUGCUUUGGGGGCUACGGAAUUACUUGGUUGAAAGAAACCUCCCAUCCAUCAUGUCCUGGGUGGAGGUCCAGAGGCCAGGGUCGGGCGGGGUCAACAUCAUUACCUCUGACUUUGUGGAACUCACCGACUUUGCCAACAUUGUCAUCGGCCUCAACAACUUGCUGUUGUCUGAACAAGAGCGCAAAGCGAGAUGACGACAACUGGAAACAGGUGUGCCCACUGAUACCGCCGGCGACAGGCUAUUGUCCAUCGCUUGCGGUUGCGGUGGUUCGUGCCCAAGCCGCGUGCAGCCGAGCGCUGUCAUCCCAAGUCACCAGCACGGCAUUUUAAUUGUGGAGUCAUUCCGCAUUCCGCAACAGGCAAGUGGGAACGCAAAGAGGAGCAGCGUUGAUUGAUGCUGCGCAUUCCUCUGUUGUUUGCGUUGGCCCUUGCGCACUCUUCAUUUCUUUCCAACCAAUGGACAGUGGCUGCCAAUUUCCCAUGUUUCAAAAAGCUUCCGCUUUAGUGUGCCGUGCUGUAGAAAUAGAGUGGAGGCUCCAAAG
This is a messenger RNA of Hippocampus comes (tiger tail seahorse), 1680 nucleotides long. It is a transcript of the gene plcxd2, whose product is annotated as phosphatidylinositol-specific phospholipase C, X domain containing 2. The transcript is spliced from 9 exons. Gene Ontology annotation, biological process: lipid metabolic process. Lineage: Eukaryota; Metazoa; Chordata; Actinopteri; Syngnathiformes; Syngnathidae. Bases 361 to 1332 code for a protein of 323 amino acids. Gene Ontology annotation, molecular function: phosphoric diester hydrolase activity. The record is from RefSeq and is a predicted model, not a curated record.